AUGUGUACAUUACGUAAAAAUAACGAUUCCCGUCCAGUCAUUUACUUAGACGAGACCUGGGUGAAUCAAAACCAUUCCAAAAAUUAUACAUGGCAAAAUGAAGAGGAAACUGAAGGUUUAAAAGUACCUACCGGUAAGGGAGGCCGACUCAUUGUUUGCCACGCAGGUUCAAGUCAUCAUGGUUUUAUUAAGGAAGCAAAAUUAAUUUUUCGUAGCAAAUCAGGUAAUACAGAAGACUACCAUAGUCAAAUGAAUGCUGACGUUUUUAGAUCUUGGUUCGAACAAUUAUUGCAAUCCCUUGAAGAACCAUGUGUCAUCGUUAUGGACAACGCUCCAUACCACUCAAUGUUGGAACAUAAUUUUCCGAAAAGCAAUGCCCGAAAAGCCGAUAUUCAAGAAUGGUUGACUAAAAAAAAAAUUAAUUUUUCUCCACUUGAAACAGUUGCUGAGCUUCGUGAAAAAGUUAAAGUUUUAAUACCGACCGAAAAAAAAUACGAACUGGAUGAAUUUGCCUUUAAAAUGGGACAUGAAGUUGUACGAUUACCACCAUAUCACUGUCAGUACAAUCCAAUCGAAAUGAUAUGGGCACAAGCAAAGAGACAGGUUGCAUCUAAAAAUACAACCUUCAAGAUGGCUGAUGUUGAAAAGCUAAUGCACGAAGCCAUAGAUUCAGUGAAAAAAGAAAAUUGGGAAAAUUGCGUACGUCAUGCCGAAAAAUUACAGGACGAAGAUUAUGAAAAAGAAAAACAUAGAGAAGUCAUUUUGGAGCCUAUUAUUCUCACAAUACAACCAGGUGACACAAGUAGUGAUGAAGACGACGAGGAAGACGACAUAAUAUAA
Aphis gossypii (cotton aphid) is the source of this 840-nucleotide messenger RNA. RefSeq lists its product as uncharacterized. The coding region runs from base 1 to 840 and encodes 279 amino acids. The record is from RefSeq and is a predicted model, not a curated record. NCBI's taxonomy places the organism in Eukaryota, Metazoa, Arthropoda, Insecta, Hemiptera, Aphididae. The transcript has a single exon. Gene Ontology annotation, molecular function: nucleic acid binding.